GGGCCGGCCGGCGGUCGCACCAUGGUGGCCAAGCAGCGCAUCCGCAUGGCCAACGAGAAGCACAGCAAGAACAUCACGCAGCGCGGGAACGUCGCCAAGACCUCGAGGACGGCCCCGGAGGAGAAGGCGUCGGUCGGGCCCUGGCUGCUGGCGCUGUUCAUCUUCGUGGUCUGCGGCUCAGCCAUCUUCCAGAUCAUCCAGAGCAUCCGGAUGGGCAUGUGAGGGGCCCGUCGCCGGGCCGGGCCCGUCCGCGCCCCCCAGCGCUGCCAUGAACUGUCCCCCCGGCCGGCGCCCCUCAGCCCCGGUUCAUCGCAGCAGCUGCCGAGGAGCGGUGCCGGGCAUCGGCCGUGUCGCAUUCCAGGUCCCUUCACGAGUCAUUCCGAGUUUUCUAGCCCGUGCCACAGUGCCUUGAACAGCACCACAUGUAUAAAGCAAUAAAAUUAUAUUGUUGAUCUACAAUCGUGGACCUACUUAUUCGGUGAAGUAUACGGUCAUGUUCUCUGUAGAUACGUUAAACUGUACGCGAUGUAGAUACUUAGGAAUUGACAUCUGUUGUAAACGCCGCUCUUGAGGUCUGUCGAAGUCUCUGUAUAGCUGGAAACGGUUUUAUUUAAAGUCGGAAGCCGGGAUUUUUACAGUAGCUGGAGUACGAAUUUGAAGCAUGUUCAUAAUGAAGCGGUUGGGCCGCGCAGCGUUCUGUAGCUUACCUAAAAGUGACUCGUCCUCUCUGUACGCGUAGAGUAGUCUUACUGCAGCAUGUGGCAGUGCGUUAGCGCUGAAACGCUUACCACGGCGGAAAACUUUAUCCUAUACCUCUUGUCCUAAUAAAUACAAAAUGCUUGUUCGUAUAGAGUUAGUGGGUGUUAAUGAGAAACCAGCAUGACCGAGCAGCGGCUGUUUCUGACAUAACCUGAUGCUGAAGCUCCACAAGCUGCUGAGCGGCUCGGGCUGGAGCUGCUGGCUUACCGAGCCUCUCCUGGCCGCCGGCCGUGACUGUGCUGUAAAUACUUAUGGGACAGCUUUCAACAAGCGGUGAUGGUUUUAAAUUUUACGAUGUUGUACGGGAAUGUUUCGUGCGGGUACUGGGACCCUGCCCCUCCUGCCCACGGUUCUGCUUUUAUGUGCAGCAUCUGCAGAGUGUGGUAUGUCUUGCAAUAUAUAUUUAAUCCUAUUUAAGGUAAAUCCUGCUUUCAACUCGGUUUCAUCUAACGAUGGAUCCCGUACUUAACUGCUUCCCUAUGGAUGAUCACAGUUGUUUCUUAGUGACACCGAAGGAAAGAAGAAAAAGCCCUCCUUACAUCUGUCGACAACUAACUUGAGUGGAAAAUGCUGCUAUUGAUCAUAUUGUGUAGCUGGUGGCCCAGGCUUUGCGUUGGCCGCUUGCUGUCUGUUGCAGUAACACAGGCAGUCUGAAAUCGGUCAGCUGUUGUACACAGUUGCUAAAGGAAAACUUCUUUUUUGAGGUUUCUUAGCAGAAGACAAAUUUAAAAUCUGGUUACAUUAGAAGUAAUAGAAAAAAGUUUCUGUAGAGAUUAAUUAAAUGCCUGUUAGCUGUGAAAGAGCAGAUCUUUUGUAUGAGUUGUCAUAUUUCCAUAUGAAAUCAUUGGGACUGGUGUAAACCAGCGCGGCCAAGAGCAUGCCCCAGAAUCGAGCCGUACGAGGUAACAGCCGUUCCUUGUUCUUGGACACUCGUAUUUUGUAAGUGGAGGUGGCGGGGGGCAGUAUGUAUAAUCUCUGAUUUUAA
Molecule: messenger RNA, 1744 nt
Organism: Gavia stellata (red-throated loon)
Lineage: Eukaryota; Metazoa; Chordata; Aves; Gaviiformes; Gaviidae
Gene: SERP1
Product: stress associated endoplasmic reticulum protein 1
Exons: 3
Coding region: 22-222 (66 amino acids)
Biological process (GO): endoplasmic reticulum unfolded protein response
Cellular component (GO): endoplasmic reticulum
Source: RefSeq, a predicted model, not a curated record